AUCGAUAAAAUAGAUAGUGCUCCGAUGUUUUGCCAGCACCAUGCGUUAUCCGAAAUCUCCGUUUGUGGGCAAUCCUGGGCUGGAAGGAGAGAUCCUGAAAGUAAAUACUGCCGGUCUUGCCCCACUCCUUGAAUGGCUGUGCCUGACGCCCCGGGUCACCACGUACAGGGUAAACACGCGUCGCACCUGCGUCGAAGAAUGCAAACGGACGGUUGUGGACAAACUGGCAGCUAUAUACGGCCAAAAGGCUCCAAAGGUAUACGCCCUAAGCAGGCUGACGGAUGUGCUAUGCAUAGACCCAUUGGAUGACGAAAAUAUCCGUCCUGAUCCAGGCCUUAGGGAGGUGAUUGUGGACACCACCUGCGGAGCUGCUCUUCUCCGUGGAGCCCAUAUAUACGCCCCCGGCGUCCUCGCGAUGGAGUCGAACACGCAGGUCAAUGAAAUGGUGAACGUCUUCGCAGAUUUGUCUGGAAAAUGCAAGCGUGGGUCAACCGCGCGCUAUGACAGCUCCCAAAAGAUCUUUGUGGGGCAGGGCAGGACUCUUAUGCAGCGAUACCAGCUUUUCAACAACAGUGACAAGCCCGCAACCGGCGUCGCCGUUGAGAUGCAGUCAAACGUCAGUGGAGUACCUGUACUAGGAGAUCUGAGCAACUCCGAUAUUCUGCUGCAGAACCUGCCCUCCAUUGUAUGCGUCCAUGUAUUGGCUCCGCAACCCGGGGAACGCGUGUUGGAUAUGUGCGCGGCUCCCGGCAACAAAACAUCCCACAUAGCCGAGAUAAUGAACGACGUCGGCUCUGUUGUAGCCUUAGACAGCUCAGCGAGCCGUGUGCGCAACAUGAGACCCAGGUUAUGCAGCUACCAAAGCAUUACGACGCACGUGUUCGAUUCAACAAAGGCAGCAGCCGCAGAUCUCUUACCGACACCCAGUACGCUCUCCGAUCCACCAUUUCCUAGAGCCAGCUUCGAUCGCAUCUUGUUGGACGCCCCUUGCAGUGGCUUGGGCAAUCGGCCCCAGCUGUCUAGCAACAUCAAGAGGCCCAAGAUACUGCAGUCCUAUCCCCAUGUCCAGCGGCGUUUGUUCGCGCAGGCGGUUGAGCUCCUGCGUCCAGACGGUAUUCUCGUAUACAGCACAUGCACCGUCACGGAGGCAGAGUGCGAGUGCAUAGUGGCCUGGGCGUUGAAGAAGUUCCCCGAGCUAAGAUUGGUGGAUGCCACACCACGCUGGGGAGGUUCUGGACUCUCACUUCCCGAUUUGGACGUAUCCAAGUCACGGUUGCUGCAACGCUUCGGACCCGGAACCUUCGACGGAGAUGGUUUCGAAACCGUUGGCUUUUUCAUUGCCAAGUUUCAGAAAGUUGCAUGAGUUGAUUACUUAAUUCAUUUUAUUCGAUUUAUUAUAGUUUCCUACUUAAGCAGCUCCUGCGAUGGGGCUUCUUGAGUUUGAUUUGUAAUAAAUGUCGAUGCUUCUUGUAA
Messenger RNA from Drosophila kikkawai, 1473 nucleotides. RefSeq names its product tRNA (cytosine(72)-C(5))-methyltransferase NSUN6. Gene Ontology annotation, molecular function: RNA binding; RNA methyltransferase activity. Gene Ontology annotation, biological process: RNA methylation. The record is from RefSeq and is a predicted model, not a curated record. Lineage: Eukaryota; Metazoa; Arthropoda; Insecta; Diptera; Drosophilidae.